AUGGUACAAGAGCAUAAGAUCAAGACACCGAUCAAUGACCAGAUGUCACACAUUCAAUCUACAAUCAACAACAUACUCAAAGAGAUCAAAGACAUCAAUCACAUAAUCAACAAGGAGCAUCCCAUAAUACACCAUUUGUAUGAUGUUGAUGGUGAUCAUCGUGAUGAAGUCGAUAUGUCCAAGGUAAUAGAGUCAAUCAUAUCAUGCUCAUCAGUUGAUCAAUACAUCAAGGACAAUAUGGAGAAGACGGAUAAUAGAUCGCCAGAUAUGGUUAAGCUUAAUGACGAUGAGUUGUUGAAGAUGAUCAAUCGUCAUAUUAUUGAAUACAUUGAUCAGAUGCCUUAUGAUGUUGUUGCCACAACUAGUUUACAAGCAUAUCAAGUCAACAUUAAUGCUGACAAGUUCAUUGAUAUCAGAAAGCAGAUUGAGUCAUGCUUCAAACUCAUUGAACCUCUGCCUCAUCUUCCAAGACAACAACUCAUUCCUCACAAGUAUGACAACCACAUCAUGACAUUGAAGGCCAACAAAUGUUCGUUCUUCUCAUUGGCCACAUCGGAAUGGACAUCGAUCGAUCGGGCCUUCAAUAGGUCAAUAGAAUGGGUGUCGACAUCUGUCGUCUACACACGCGGCAAUGUCUUUGUAUUUGGUGGCAAGGACCCCAUGAAGGAAUACACACGCUACUCGCUGGCCGACGGACAGAGCCAUGAUUCCGCCAUGUAUGGAAUCGAUGGUGGCGAUUGUAUCUCAGCAUGCUACGAUGGCGAUCAUCAUAUAUAUAUCAUUGGUGGCUAUGACAAUGGUGUGUACUUGGAUCGAGUGGAUUGCAUGGACAUUGACACACAGCUGUUCAAACAAGUCGGACGCCUACCCUAUCCCCUGGCAUUCCCAUUCACAUUCAUCCACGAUGGAUCGAUCAUCAUUGUGGGUGGCACCAUGCAUGUGUUGCUAUGA
Molecule: messenger RNA, 951 nt
Organism: Acytostelium subglobosum LB1
Lineage: Eukaryota; Evosea; Eumycetozoa; Acytosteliales; Acytosteliaceae
Exons: 2
Coding region: 1-951 (316 amino acids)
Molecular function (GO): protein binding
Source: RefSeq, a predicted model, not a curated record